Molecule: messenger RNA, 5772 nt
Organism: Cladocopium goreaui
Lineage: Eukaryota; Dinophyceae; Suessiales; Symbiodiniaceae
Source: the annotation of a GenBank genome assembly
AUGAUGGAACCUGACACUGAUUUGUCCUUUUCAGCCUGCAGCAGCUUAGACGGGGGCUCGGCAGUGGAAACCCCGACGAAGCAGACCAAGUUGGAACCGCCCGACAUUGACAUUGAUGCCAAGGAGAUGCGCCAGAUGUUUGUCAAGAGGUGGCAAAGACUUGGGAAAGGGUGGCAAAAGAAGUUUCUGAUUGGCAACUGUUUGCCCAAAGGCGUCAAGCCCCAGACUGCAGCAGCCCAACAACUUGCAAAUCAGCCUUGGGUCUUUGGUGCCAAAUCUGGUUGCGGGUGCCUUCCCUGCAGCAAAGCUAACACUGGAAGUGAGUGGGGCUUAGCUACUGCUGGUCUGGUGCCCAAAUUCCGGGCUUGCUUCUUGCAAAAGCACCAAGAGUGCAAGAGUCAUAUUGAUGCGGUCAAGAUGAUGCUUGGAAUUGGGGUCGAUGUUCCCGGCGCCCCACCACUGGAAGAAUUUGAGAGCCUCCUGAAGAAGCUGCAAUCUGGCUCUUCGAUGAGAAGUUGCGGGGACUUCAAAGGCCAAAGCUCAGACAAGGCUUCGCUGAUGGCAUGGUGCCUCCACGAGGAAAAAUACGACACCCGCUUCGGCAUUUUGGGAAUGGCACGCGCAACAAGGGAAGUUUUGCAACGCUUCUGCACCAAGUACAAUGAUCCUCCCAGGUACUAUGCUGGUCCAAAGCCUGAGUUCAACGAAGGUCUUUUUGAUAAAGUGAGGAAACGGGUUGAAAUCGUUUUGACAGACGCGGCAGCUAACGAGUUGCUGGCCAGCAAUGUGACAAGGGGAGCAAGAGACCCAAACAUCGAAGGACCAGGUGCACAGAUCCUUCUUCCAUGCCUGAAGCUGGUUGCAAGAGAUCACGCGCAUGCAUUUCGCCGCGUGAUUCAAAGGCCUUUCAAAGCCACCGACCAUUUGUCUGCGCUGAUGGCAGAACAUGUCUUGGGCGCAAAUUCGCCAGUGAGAAUCAUAGAUGGUUCGUUCAUCUUCAGGCAAUGGUUUGAUGAUGAGGUGGCCAAGCUGGUGAACGGGAAUGUCCACUGCCACAACUUGAAAUCAGCCAAACACCGCUUCGAGUCCCACACCGCUCCGCUUUGCCGACUCUUGAGCAACCUCCCUGCUGUGCUAGCCACCGUGCAACGGAUCAUCCAGGCCAGGAAGGAUCAAACAGGCUCAGCGCUGCAAACUUGGCUGCAGAAUCUAGCAGCCCAAGAAUUGCUGCAGCUUGGUAUGGUGGCUGACGUCAUGGAUGAAAGCCUGCUGCUCAUCAGGCAGGUUGACAACGAGGAAUGCGACAGCGCUGAAGUUGGAAACUACGUGCAGAGUUUUGCUGAUCGGAUUCAGAUGCUGAUUGUGCAGAAGGCUAUACUGACGACAAUGGGAUACACGAAGCUUGUGAUGGACUUGCUCGCGGAGGGGAAGCUGAAGUUUUUCGCUUGUGGUGUUGCCUGCCGCUUGGGGCCCUGUCAGGAUGAGUCAAUCGACCAAUGCUUCAAGAACAUGGAGGUGUUUUCUUUGAAAAGAGUGUCCAAAACAGACACCUUCUUCCAGAGCUCGGCCGACAGCAGUGUAGAGCGUUUGGCUAAGUUCUUUGGGGUGAGCUCGGGCGGCUUCCAGGAGCAGCUACACCGCCUUCGCCCCCUGGCAGAAAAGCGAUGCAGAGACACCAAUGGUGGAACCCGAGAGGCUUGGACAGCGACCAUGAAAGCUACUCAGCGGCGAAAUUCUAUGCAGGACUGCUCAGAGUCCUACCCAACAGCUGACAUUGCUCCAGUGAUGCGUCGCUAUCUUGCAUGGCAGGCGAGCACAAGUGGCGUGGAGCAGAACUUCGCUAGAGGUGAGCGCAAGAAUGCAUUUGGACAGACGCCUGCAAGUGAUGUGUUUGAAGAGCGGGCAAUGAAACUGAUGCUUUGCGCAUGUCGCAAACGAAAGAGCGAACGCAUCGACAAAGACAUCAAGCGCCCCAAGACGAAUGAGGACCCAUCAAGCUCAGAGGCAGCGUUCAAAAGAGCAAGGAGGGACAGUGUGGCCAAUGCAGUGGAGAAAGAUUGGGAUCAAAGCCUUUCCUUCAAUUUGGAUGAAGAUCCCAGCCAUGAACUUUGGGCUGAGGCCCACGAGAAGGAGUUCGAAUUCCAGAAAAAGAAACAAAGAGAGCACAUGGUCACAGCCUACCAAGAGGGUUUACUCCAGGAGGCUGAGGUGGAUCAGGAAGCGGUUGAAACAACGCUUGCCAAAGAAAAGGAGCGAGACAAAUUGCUGGUGCGUGAGGGCAAGGUGCAACGAUCUUUUGCUGACAAGAUGCAUGGCCCCUUGGAGUGGGAGCAUCUGAGCGGCAAGACUGCUUGGGUAGCUUCAGACAUUCAAGAAGACAAGUUGGACGUAGCACUGCCAAAGUUCAACAUCACAAAAACCAAGGAACGAACAGAUGCAGAUGCAUUGAUCGUCAAGGAUGCCGCCAACAUGCCUGAAAGGGCCAGGCUUUUUGCGGCUGGACUUGGUUUGAUUGUCAUGGACGCCUGCCUGUUCAAUGGCCAGCAAGGAUUCAAGGUGAAAUUCAAAAGAGCAUGUGGGACCUCUCGAACAUGUUUCUUCACAGCCGAGUUCAAGAACCAACACCCUGAGUUUGAGAAGAAUGUCAGGUCUUUGCUGAACAAGCCUGUGAAGUUCAGCCACUGGAAGCUCGCGAAGACUAGACAAGAAGCUAGUUUUGUCUUGGCGACCAAAGCUGAGUGUCAACAUGAUCCGACUCAUUGGCCCAUUCUCAAGCCUGCCGUUGCCUACUACAGUGUUGAAGCCCGGGGGGCGAACCCGGCUUCGUCUGGCGAGGGGACCUCCUCCCGUUACGGACCCGUAACGGGAGGAGCAGUGGGCAUCAUGCCGGAGCAUUACAGCAAGUGGAAGCUGAACAAGUCCGAGCAGAAAAAGGUGGACGACGAGGAGCAAGCUUUGGUUGUGCAGCUUAUCAGAGCAGGAAAGACCAAAAAUGAAGCGCAGCAGCAAGCAGCCCAGGCAAAGGAAGUACAGGUGAAGGCAAUGAAAGAGGCAAAGAUGCAGAGAAGUCAAGCCAAAAAGGCUGGCAACCCCCCUGCAGCUGCAGGCGGGAUGCCUGGGCAGCCUGCUUUGACCAAUCUCAACAUGCCCGCUGACGCCCAAAAGAACCAGGGCUACUAUGAGUCGCUGAUGGAGGCGAUCAACACCAUUUUGAAAUGCCCGAAGUUCUCCGACAUCCGGGUUGCCGAACCGCUUGCCAUCACUGAUGGAGUUGACGCUUCGUCGGGCGUGCAGGCGGUGUUCAACCAGCAGGAAGCGAAGAUCGCACUGCAGAAGGAAGGCGCUUACAGAAGUGCCAUUAACCUUUUUUGGUUAGACCCUUUUGGCAGCCCAACGCCAACCGUGCCACUAUCCAAGAAGCGGGUCCAGGAAUUGGGUUCAUUUGCGUUUCCCGGCUACAAGCCAGCACAUUUGGCCGACAGCUUUUGCGUGGGUGUGGAUGCCCCUGACACCGACUUUCACGCUUUGAAGGGCAAUUGGCGCCCUGUGUCCCCAGAAGAAAUGCAUCACUGCAUAAUCUUCACUCUUGCUGCCGCAAUCGAUUCUGGCGAGGUUGACGAUGCUGGUUUGGAUCAGUGGCGCACCAUGAUUUUGUCUUGUCCCGUGAUGAUCAUUCUCAUGGAUGGCGGCCCGGACCAGCUUUUUUGGCAAGCUUUCAAAAAGCGCCAGCAAGUGGUUGCAAACUAUGAGGCCUGUCGCCGAACCGCAAGGCAACUCGCUUACGAAGUUGCAUCUCUGAAAGCACAGAAGGAAGCCGAGUCUGGCGAAAUCUUGUCAGUGAAAGAUUUGAGCGACUUGUUUGCCUUGCACCAGUCGGACAUGGCAAUCGCAAGCAAGCGGACAGACAUGGCGGAUGGAUUCGUGAAGGACUGCAUUUUUGUGUUUGAGAAGAUGCUGAGCGAUCCAGUGUGCAACGCUUGCUUGGACGUGUUGGAAGAGAAGUAUGGCCUGUCCUCCCCACUGAACUCACUUCAGAAAAUGCGAGUGAUCAUUGAGAAGUCAGAAUCGACUCCAACCAGGCAAUGGGUCAUGGAAGUGAUCACUGACAUGGUGAUUAAUGGACAGAUCGAUCGGGAAACCAUCAGCAAAUCCUACCUGCAGGGAAGUGGCACCAAUGCAUCAUUGGUUGAACUGUUGAAGCUCAAGCUCCAAACAGUCAAGCAUUUCCUCCAGGUUGAGAUGCCGCGCAGCCAGUUUCACGUGCCUGACUUGAAGAUGAUCGAGCAGAAGAUUUUGACCGUUUCAGAUUACCGGGUCUACGUCACUCCCGGGAAGGCUGGUAACAGAGAGGCCGACAACAAAUGGAUGAGCACCCUCAAAUGUAGCAGCAUUGCUUGCUUGAAGUUGGUGGAGGACAUCCUCUACACAACAAAUUUGAAUGGUGCUAUGAUCGCUUUGCUGCGCAAAGGCAAGGGUGCGAGCCCAUUGGAACUGAUGGAGAUUGAAACAUUCAGCCUCCGAUGGAAGGCCGCAGUUGCCGCGAAAGACAAUGAGAUCGCAGCUGAACGAGCUCUUGACGGCAAGCAAAAGGACCAGGAGGUGGAGGAGGAGACGGACGAGUGCAAGAAGAUAGCCCUUGGCUCAGUUCAAGCUGAACCUUCAAAGUACCAGAGGGGGAGCGCGCAGCACUACACUGCGACGGCUGCGCAACAAGUGCAGAUCUAUGUUUCCCUCGUUGUUGAGCCUCCAACUUUGGCAGGUGUUGCUCGGGUGAUUGAAGAGAGCCAGCUGUCUGGCAAGUACCAAGGUGCUCAAGGCAAAAGCUGCAUCAUGAUCCACUUUGACGUACAGCUUUUCGCAGAAGCCGUGAAAAGACCUGACAGAAGAGCGCCUGCUCUCACUGCAGCCCUUCUGAAGAAGUUGGUCCACGGGGCGAUCAAGGGAAGGGGUGGCUCUCCCAACCAAAAGGUGGGCCCGGACCACUAUGACAAACCGUUGGAUGGAGAUUUCAUUUUUUUGAAUGAUGGAGGUCGCAACGUGGUUGACAUAUUGCUGUCCCCAUUCAAGACGAAGGACGCCAAAGGUGCGGCUCUUGCUCACUAUCUGGAAGAAUCAGUUGAAUCGAAAAGAAAGCUCAAUCGUGGAAUGACCAACCAAAUCCAACGCUGGCACGUUGUAUCCACAGAGUCCCUGGCGUCUUGGCUUCCGGAGCGAAAGCACACCAAGUACCCCGGGACCAACCGUGGCAACUGCAUCGGAUGGAUCGGGAAAGACAUGUACGGGGCCAAGAUGAUGGGCGGCUCCGAUGUCGCAGUUGAGGAUGGCAAGGAGGAGGAAAGAUCUGACGACAGCUUCGAACCAGCCUUUUACCAUCACCUCCCCGAAUCCUUGUACUCAGAUGCCAUUGGGGCAUAUGAGGUCCGUGGUUGCCUGGAUCUGACUCCGGGAUGUGGAGAUCUUGCACGGGCAUGUUUGCUUCGCCGCGUGCCGUACUUGGGAUUGGGAAUGACGGACCAACAUUGCUCCUUGCUCAAGGCACAGCUGGUGGAGUUCAUCAAGAUGCAGAUGAGGUCUGAAGGAUCAACUUACUACAGCCCUGAGUGGGCUGCUGCGUCAGACUCUGCCACGACGGCAAAGGAGGAGAAAAAACGCAAGAAUCAAUCCGAUCCCAAGAUUCAGCCCAAGCCACCCAAGAAGCCCAAGAACAAGAAGAAAGACGAGGAAGAGUUGCUCGAAGAUUCGGAUUCCGCUUCAGAGACUGAGGCGAAGUGA